Messenger RNA from Heterobilharzia americana, 1182 nucleotides. The record is from the annotation of a GenBank genome assembly. NCBI's taxonomy places the organism in Eukaryota, Metazoa, Platyhelminthes, Trematoda, Strigeidida, Schistosomatidae.
AUGGAAAUUAUGGAUGGAAAUUGUACUCAGCUGUCAAGCACAACAACAGAUUCAUCCAAAAUUAUUUCAUUUUUGUGUAUAAAAUUUUUCGCAAUCCUAAUUCAGUUAACUGGAAUACUAUUGAAUUUAUUUGUACUAUAUGCAUUGCUCAAUGUGAAAUUGGGAUCACGUUUAACAACACUACUAUUGAGUAAUCAGUGUAUAUUUGACUGUCUUAUCUGUACAUUUGCUUUGUUAAAAAUAUUGAAAUCAGAACGCUGGUAUACAGAUUAUAUCAUAAUUGAUAGUGUAUUAUGCUAUUUAUGGUUUAGUUAUACUCUAUUCUGGUUAGUAGUAUUGUUAAGUUUAAGUAAUAUGAUGUGCACAGCUUUGGAUCGGUUGGGUGCUGUUGUCUACAGUCGUACAUACCAACUGCGUCAAAAUAUCUACAUAAUCCUGGCAUAUACAAGUAUUAUAACCUAUUCAUUUGCAUUGAUCGCCAUUAAUCCAUUGUUAUUACAGUAUCGUGAUAAAAAGUGUUACGAUACAGUUAUAUAUGACAAAAAAUGGAUAUUUAUCUUGAUGAAAGUAGAUUCUAUACUAUGGCCAUGUCUUACAUACUUAUUUCCAUGUAUACUGACCAUAAGUGUGUAUGGCAAGGUUAUAAAUGUGCUAAGAAACUCGACAUUUUAUCGCCAAGUCAGCAGUAACCGUGGUGCUGAUGACAACAGUAACAAUGCCAAUUGUAAUCGUAAUCUCUCCACUCGUCAGAUUGUUAAACUAUCUAAUAAACAAAAGAGACAUCGGAAAAUCGCCCAAUCAUUAACAAUAGCUACAUGUAUUAUGCAAUCUGUCUUUCUUAUUACCCAUUCAUAUGACAGAAUUUAUUAUUUUCUUGGUAUACAUCAAUGGAUAUCCUAUCAGAUUGGUUGUACUACUCAUCUGUUUGGUUUGUGGCUUGUAACACUGAAUAGUUGUAUCAAUCCAAGUGCACUUAUAUUUACGAUUCGUCCAUUACAAGUAUACCUUAUACAAACAAUAAAUUAUUAUUGUUGUACAUGUUCACAGAAACUCAGUUUGACAAUACCAACCAUUUGUCCAAGUGAACAUUCAGAAACUCAUCUAAGUAAAAAUGAACUUGAAAUUAGAACAAGUCGAAUUGUAUCACAAUCAAGUACAAUAUCUAGAAAGACUUCCAUAUGA